Molecule: messenger RNA, 2220 nt
Organism: Capsella rubella
Lineage: Eukaryota; Viridiplantae; Streptophyta; Magnoliopsida; Brassicales; Brassicaceae
Product: DNA-(apurinic or apyrimidinic site) lyase 2
Exons: 10
Coding region: 42-1877 (611 amino acids)
Biological process (GO): base-excision repair
Cellular component (GO): nucleus
Molecular function (GO): DNA-(apurinic or apyrimidinic site) endonuclease activity; zinc ion binding; double-stranded DNA 3'-5' DNA exonuclease activity
Source: RefSeq, a predicted model, not a curated record
CUUUGUUGAACUUGGUGGGGGAGUGUAAGAAGAAGAAGAGCAUGAAGAUUGUGACUUACAACGUUAAUGGCCUUAGGCAACGAGUUUCCCAGUUUGAUUCUCUUCUCAAACUUCUCGAUUCAUUCGACGCUGAUAUCAUCUGCUUCCAGGAAACGAAACUAAGAAGGCAAGAAUUAACAGCGGAUUUGGCUAUAGCUGAUGGGUAUGAAUCGUUUUUCUCGUGCACCCGCACUUGUGAGAAAGGUCGUACUGGUUAUUCUGGUGUAGCAACCUUUUGCAGAGUAAAGUCAGCAUCUUCAAGCUGUGAAAUUGCUUUGCCUGUUGCUGCAGAAGAAGGCAUCACGGGCCUUGUUAGCAGUAACUCACGAGAUGGGAAGAAUGAAAGGUCUACUGUAGCCGAAGGUCUUGAGGAAUAUGAGAAAGAAGAGCUCCUUAGAAUUGACCAAGAAGGACGCUGCGUUAUUACUGAUCAUGGCCACUUUGUUAUCUUCAAUGUCUAUGGACCGCGAGCUGUUGCUGAUGAUGCUGAGAGGAUUGAGUUUAAGCAUCGGUUCUAUAAUAUAUUAGAGAGAAGAUGGGAGUGUCUUUUGCAUCAAGGAAGAAGGGUAUUUGUUGUUGGAGAUCUCAACAUUGCUCCUUCUGCUAUGGAUAGAUGUGAAGCUGGGCCUGAUUUCGAGAAAAACGAGUUCAGGAAGUGGUUUAGAUCUCUGCUAGUUGAACGUGGAGGCUCAUUCUCUGAUGUUUUCAGAUCAAAACAUCCCGAAAGGAAAGAUGCAUUCACAUGUUGGUCCUCAAGUACUGGAGCAGAACAAUUUAACUACGGUUCGAGGAUUGAUCAUAUCUUAGUUGCUGGAUCAUGCUUGCAUCAAGACAAAGAUAAGGAAGGCCAUUGUUUUCUUGCCUGUCAUGUCAAGGAAUGUGACAUAUUAACAGAGUAUAAGCGGUUUAAGAAUGAAAAUAUGCCAACAAGGUGGAAAGGUGGAUUGGGUACAAAAUUAAAGGGAUCAGACCAUGUACCUGUAUUCACUAGUGUUGAUGAUUUACCAGACAUUCCUGAACACAGCACUCCGCCGUUAGCUUCGAGAUACCUUCCCAUGAUUUAUGGUUUCCAGCAAACUCUUGUAUCAGUGUUUAUGAGAAGGCAAGCCAAUGAGGAAGCCAAAGCCAAUGAAGUGACGACAUGUUCAACAUCAUCGAGUCAAGGGAAUGCUUCAUCAAGUUGUGGAGAUGUUUCGACAGGACCACUGAGAAACUGUGAUUCAAUGGGGAUUUCACUGGAGAAGUCUUGUUCUUUUGAGAACGAAUCCACUUGUAGCAUUACAGAAUCAGACACGGUGGCAUCAAGAGGUUCCAUUGGUAACCCUGGUGAUGGACUUCGUGUAUCAUCAGUGAGAGUUGUGAAUUUCUCUAGAAAUAAAGACAGGAAAAAGGCAAGAAAAAUCCAAUCAUCUCAGCUUUCUCUUAAGUCCUUUUUCACUACAAACUCAGAGGUAAACAAUGGCGGGGAUAAGUCUUCUCCCUGUGUUCAAUCCAGUCGCAGCUCCCAAGUAGAAAGCAUCACAGAACCGACUGUUUCCAGCCAAGAAGACAACAAACCAACUACUUCAACACAGGAACAAGAUCAAAGCAACUCAUCAGCACAACAAAAGAACGAUGCAGCUUUGAUGGAGUGGCAAAGGAUACAGAACCUAAUGCAAAACAGCAUACCUCUCUGCAAAGGACAUAAAGAAGCUUGUGUUGCUCGGGUCGUAAAGAAACCAGGUCCCACAUUUGGACGCAGAUUCUACGUCUGCUCUCGAGCUGAGGGACCUUCCUCUAAUCCAGAAGCAAACUGUGGUUAUUUCAAAUGGGCAUCAUCAAAAUUCAGAGACAAGUAAAGGAGUGAUGAAUCAAACAUGAUGCGCAAAAUGUGAACGGAUAGUAUUCAGGAACCAAGGAUUUAAUCUAGUGAGCUCAGGUACACCAUAGAAACUCAACAAUGUCGGUAUAUAGUUGAUAUUAGUAUUAAUAUAAUCGCGUAAGCCUUGACCAAUGUGUAAAGUUGCUGGAGUAAGCUUCUUUCAACGUUGCUGUCUCUAUCACUUUAUCCCCCUUGUUCUCGUUUAAUAAUGUGUAUUGUUCGUUCCUUCUAAUGUGAUUAACUUUUAGCUUUAUAAGCAGCUAAUAUACUAAUGUUACAAGUUGCAGAAAUUUAAAAUUAAAAGGUUAUGUUAAUUGAGA